AUGACCUGCUGUGAAGGAUGGACAUCCUGCAAUGGAUUCAGCCUGUUGGUUCUACUUCUGUCGGGAGUAGCUCUCAACGCAAUACCUCUCAUUGUCAACAGACUUGAGGAAGGCGAAUUUUUUAAAAACCCCAUCUCUUGCUUUGAGUGGUGGUUCCCAGGAAUUAUAGGAGCAGGUCUGAUGGCUAUUCCAGCAACAACAAUGUCUUUGGCAGCGAGGAAAAGAGCAUGCUGCAACAACAGAGGCGGGAUGUUUCUUUCAUCAUUUCUGAAUAUAAUCACAAUAGUUGGUGCUGUGUACUGCGUGCUGGUAUCCGUGCAGGCUCUCUUGAAAGGUCCUCUCAUCUGUAACUCUCCAGGCAACAGUACCUGUGAAUUUUCAGUAGACAAAUUAAGGAUUUCUCCCCAAUCCUUCAAUCUACAGUGGUACUUCAAUGGAUCUUGCGUAGCUCCUAACAGUUUAAAUUCUUCCACCACGAAUGACACCAUGGCCAGUGACUUGAAAAAAUACAACUUGCAAGAAAAGAGGCACAAGACUAUCCAUUUCUCAGUAUUUGUAGGCCUACUGCUUGUGGGGAACCUUGAGCUCCUGUGUGCACUCAGUCAGAUUGUCAUCGGUUUCCUGGGCUGUCUGUGUGGAGUCUCCAAACGAAGAAGUCGAAUUGUGUAACAAAAUGGAAAUAUAAGCAGUUUGAAUCAUCUGAGAAUUACAUUUAAAAGAUACCCUUUUAGAAGUUAGAAGUUCAUUAACAGAACAUUAGCUAGAAAGUUGUAUUAAUCCUUCUAGUCCAAAAGGUUGUUUUUAAGGUGAUUUAAAAAAAAAAUCAGCCUUUUACAUAUAAUGCUGGUAAAUGCAAACCACUUUCAUAAGAAAAAGUAAAUACCACCAGUAGUUGACUUUGGGGUGCAGUGACGCUUUCAAUGUGUUUUGAAUCCUUUUGUGCUGUUUGAAUUUUUUAACUCUACAUUCUUGUGUGAGGAGAGGAAAAGAGGGAGGGGAAAGGAGAUGGGUGAUGGAGGAAGGGAGAACGAGAGGGAACAAGUUAUCUUGGAAGUCAAAGUAGGGGACCUUUUCCUUGUACUUCUUUAUACUUUAAGAAAAAAUAACUAUCUAACCUGAAUGUAAUCAAGUUUUUUAUACCGAAUUCCUCACUUACUGGAAAUCCAGGGAGAGAGAGACUCAAAUCCUAAAGGUAGGACAGUAAAUAGCCUUCUGUUUUCAACAAGAACAUGUACAGGGAAAAAACAAGUGGAAUGUAUUGAGGAAACUAUUCUAUAUUGAGAACAAAGAGAUGUUAUUCAACUAAAUGUAUUAUACAGACCUUAUAGGGAAAAUAGGGCAAAGUUGUACAGGAUUGGUUUGGGUAAUAUUAAGGACUUAUUGUGAAUAUUUACGGCUGAUAAUGGCUUUAUGGUAAUAUAAAAAAAAGUCCUUAUUUUUUAGAAAUGCAUGUUUUUGUGUUUGGGGGAAAAUGUCAUGUUUUUAAAAUACGUCAACCAAAAAUAAAGCAAUUGAAAAAUGUUCAUUGUUAUAUAUAUAGGGACAGGAAUAUAGUGAGUCAUUAUACUUUUCUAUUUUCCUAUGUUUGCAUUUUUCACAAUAA
Molecule: messenger RNA, 1603 nt
Organism: Myotis myotis
Lineage: Eukaryota; Metazoa; Chordata; Mammalia; Chiroptera; Vespertilionidae
Gene: TM4SF20
Product: transmembrane 4 L six family member 20
Exons: 4
Coding region: 1-669 (222 amino acids)
Cellular component (GO): membrane
Source: RefSeq, a predicted model, not a curated record